UUCCCUCUGCUCUCCUCCUCCUCGGCCGCGCAUGCGCACUGCGCUGUAUCCGGGUCCUGCGCUCUCGGUCGGCGGGAAAUGGCGCCCGGGAUUUAGCGUCCACGGCCCGGAGACACCAAGGAGGCCGGAGCCCGGGACAUCUUGAGGGGCUCAGCUCGGCCUAGGGACACCCCGACACCUCCUCCGGAGAGCACCGGGCAGUGCAGCUUUUAUGUGGCGCUUAUAAAAAUGAGGCUGAGAACGCGGAAGGGGUCUCCGCGCAGCAGUCACGGGCCAGCUGGCCGCACUGCACGUAGCAAGAGGAAGCACUCUGAGGAGGAGGAGGAAGAGGAGAGCUCUGCUUUGGGACAAGAGAAACUGCCUAAACCAGACACCGGUUUACUCUCUACAAUAAAAAAUUUCAUCAAAGGCAGUACACCCAAGGAAGAUCGAGAGAAUCCUGCAAAAAGAAGCCGGGUGGAGCGCGAUCUUGAUAAUAACCUCAUCACCUCAACUCCACGUAUUGUUGACAAACCAAGCAAGCCCAUUGCACGUGUUAGGAGGAAAAGUCAAGUGAAUGGAGAAGCUGCAGGUUAUGAGGUGACAGCUCAGCAUGUAAAGCAGAAUGGGAAGUUGGAUGAUCUAUCUGGGCCAGGAAGCCCCCCCAGGACCACACUGCUGGGAACAAUAUUCUCUCCUGUCUUCAGCUUCUUUUCACCAGCAAAUAAAAAUGGAACGUCUGGGUCAGACUCCCCAGGUCAAGCGGUGGAAGCUGAAGAGAUUGUAAAGCAGCUAGACAUGGAACAGGUGGAUGAAAUUAGCACCAGCACCACCACUUCCACUAAUGGGGCCUCCUACCCCAGCCCAGGGGCGCCUGUGCGGACUACUGCUAACAGCUGGCUGGAGGGGGCUGAAGAAUCCCCUGAGAGAGACAUGCCACCUCUUACAGCACCAGUGUCCCCUGACAGCGGAUACUCCUCAGCACAUGCCGAAGCUGCUUAUGAGGAAGACUGGGAGGUCUUUGACCCAUAUUACUUUAUCAAGCAUGUUCCACCGCUCACUGAAGAGCAGCUCAACAGGAAACCGGCUCUUCCUUUAAAAACUAGGAGCACACCAGAAUUCUCCCUUGUCCUGGACCUGGAUGAAACUCUGGUGCAUUGCAGCCUCAAUGAACUGGAAGAUGCAGCCCUUACAUUUCCUGUACUUUUCCAGGAUGUUAUUUACCAGGUCUAUGUGCGAUUAAGACCUUUUUUUCGUGAGUUUUUGGAGCGUAUGUCUCAGAUCUAUGAGAUAAUCCUUUUUACUGCAUCAAAGAAAGUCUAUGCAGACAAAUUAUUGAAUAUAUUGGAUCCCAAGAAACGACUGGUCAGACACAGGCUGUUCCGCGAGCACUGUGUGUGUGUCCAAGGGAAUUACAUUAAGGAUCUGAAUAUCCUGGGAAGGGAUCUGUCUAAAACAAUCAUCAUUGAUAACUCACCACAAGCCUUUGCAUACCAGCUUUCAAAUGGGAUACCUAUCGAGAGUUGGUUCAUGGAUAAGAAUGACCAGGAGCUGCUGAAGCUUGUCCCUUUCCUGGAGAAGCUUGUAGAACUGAAUGAGGAUGUGCGACCUCACAUCAGAGACAGAUUUCGCUUGCAUGACUGCUUGCCCCCAGACUAGAAUUGACAGUAGUCACACCUGCAGGACCCCCCUGGACUAGGACAACAAUCAGAUACCUGCAGAGCUGCCGGACCCAAGGACUUGUACACAACCAUUUGCCAUAACUGCAGAAGGCAUUUCUUUUAUUUGUCUGGAAAGGGGGGAGGAAAUGGAACGGUUUCAUCGUGACAUAUUAUGACUGGUGUAAUGUCACCAGGCAGCUUCUCGUACUCCCAAUCAAUCACUUCUUGGAAAAACCCUUCACUGUCUGUAAGCCACAGGGCACAUCCUAUUCUCUGUCUAGUAGCCCGUCCAUGUCAACCGGAACAGCCAGUGAGAGUUUUUUUGGUUUUGUUUUGUUUUAUACCAUUUUUUGGAUUUAACCUCCCGAGCAUUGAACCAUAUUAGUUUAGUAUUACAUUAUCCAUUCCUUGUAUUUCAGUUGCUUCGGUUUGUUUUAGUAGCCAAACUAUUUUUUUUUAUCAUUUUUUUUUUUCCUUUUAUUGUAUUAUAAUAUUUGGCUGUUUUUAUUUUUCUGCUUGCAUAAUGUAUAUUUGUUUUUUUUAUUUUUGUUUUAAGAUAAAAUCUUAAGGUUCUCCAUGUAAACUCCAUUUUAGAAAUACAUAUAUAUAUUUUAUAUCAUCUGUAAUAAUCUAUCUUAGUAAUUUUUGUUUUUACACUUUUUACAAUUAAAAAGUGAUGCGCGUGGGGGAAUGUGGCAUUGUAUACAGAGACAAGAGGGGUGUACCUGUUUGUGGCUAAGUACAAAGUGGGGGUUGCCUAUUAGGCGAUGAGAGCAGGAACUCUAAUCUCACAAUCUUCCCUCUCUACCUGUCUGUUUGUACACACCGAUACAUGCACCUAUACUACACAGACCUAUAUGUAUAUUUAGGCCUCCCCCCUACCCCAUCCACAGCUCUGGUACUGACACAGCUGCUUCUGAAGGAUGGGUAUUUUUGUAUGAUGUGAUCCUCUAUCCCUGCAGGGAAGGGUUGUGGGAGGGGGUACGUGGGAAUGUUUUCUCCGGUGGGUGUACUUGUAAAUGUUUGGCUGUGCACUCGCAUUCAGACUGAAGAGACGGCACUUUUUUUUUUCCUUUAAAAAAAAACAAAAAACAUAAAAUAAAAAAAAAGGUUUGUAUUUUGUAAGCUUGUUCAGAGAGUACAGUAUUGGAAAUUAAAGAACUCUACAGAGGAGGCUGUUCAUCCUUUCUUUUGUUGUUUUUAUGUAUAUUACCUGUUUAACUGUAUGCCAUUUAUUGUAUAAAUUACACAUGGAUUCAUUUUCAAGUCACUCCUUAAAGUAAGGAGUUUUUUUUAGUAAGUUUUUAGGAAAACAUUUAAUUUUUGUAUUUUUGAUUUUAAAGAAAAAGCAUGAGUUCUGUCAUAUUUUCAGUGUAUUAAUGAAGAUUUUAACCUUUACCCUGGGUGGCUGUCUUAUUCCAUAGCAAUCUGUGUGUUUUAUUGGUGCAAUAUCAUGCAAUGGGUUUUGAAUGAACUGCUGAGGAACAUGGUAAUACAUAUGAUUGUUUUGUGAAAGGGAA
Messenger RNA from Pelobates fuscus (common spadefoot toad), 3160 nucleotides. It is a transcript of the gene CTDSPL2, whose product is annotated as CTD small phosphatase like 2. Lineage: Eukaryota; Metazoa; Chordata; Amphibia; Anura; Pelobatidae. Bases 229 to 1638 code for a protein of 469 amino acids. The record is from RefSeq and is a predicted model, not a curated record. The transcript is spliced from 13 exons. Gene Ontology annotation, molecular function: phosphoprotein phosphatase activity.